UGUCAAGCAGUAGGGCGCUGCGCUCCCCAGGCAGAGCCCUUAGCAGGGCAGAGUGUAUACUGCGGGUUGGGGGCGCGCGAGGCGCGCGGGUCCUCCCAGGGCCGCCAGCCCGCCUCCCUGCGCGCGCUUGCGCGCCGCUUCUCUCUCCCCAGGACCAUAGCCUCACUGUCUCCCCCUCCCUCCUGCCCCUUGCCCCCUCCCCCCGGGGGCCGCGGGGGCGCCGGGGCUGGCGGGGCUCCGGGAGUAUGUGAGGUCCCACUCCGGUCCGCAGAAUGGUUCCGGGUUUAGAGUUCACAGGUCAGAGUUGACUCCCUGAAAAGUGCAGCUGGUUUGAAAUGCAAGAUGGCGGCGGCAGCGGGGAGGUGAGGAGAGCCCAAGCCCGCAGUAGCGGCGGCGACGGUGGGGUACCGGGGCACCGAGGCGGCGGCUGCCCCUCCAGGAAAAGGUGCAUGGCUACUUUGGUGUUCAUAGUUAGUAAUGGCUUGAGCUAAACUUCUCAAACUGGAAGGCAUUCCCUAGUUCUUUGAAGGAUAGAGUCCUGGAGAAAAUAUGGCAAAUGAAGAAAUUGAGGCUCAGAGAGGUUCAGUGACUUGCCCACAAUUACACAGCUAGUGAUUGGAUGUUUGCUUCAAAAAUUCAGCAAUACAGCUUUGCAACUACCAACUACAAGUUCUUCUCUUGAUUGCACUAUGAAAAAGCUGCAGAUGGGAUGGACUCACAGAACCAAAAGCCAUUUCUUUCAAAUGAAGAUAACUGAAGGAAUUUGAUCUUCAUUGCUUUCUAAUCACAGUUGUGAUUUUCCUCACAAAAAUAGAAUGGCAAGCAAAAGAAAAUCAACAACUCCUUGCAUGGUCCUUGCCAGUGAACAGGAUCCGGACCUAGAAUUGAUAUCAGACUUGGAUGAAGGUCCCCCUGUACUUACACCAAUAGAAAAUGCAGCAGCAGAAAGUAUCUCAAGUGAUGAAGAUGUUCAAGAGCUUGUAGAUUCUGACAAUCAACAAAAUAAAAAAGUUGAAGGUGGCUAUGAAUGUAAAUAUUGUACUUUUCAAACUCCAGAUCUUAAUAUGUUUACCUUUCAUGUAGAUUCAGAGCAUCCCAAUGUAGUGUUAAAUUCAUCCUAUGUUUGUGUUGAAUGCAAUUUUCUUACCAAAAGAUAUGAUGCGCUUUCUGAACAUAAUUUGAAAUAUCAUCCUGGAGAAGAAAAUUUUAAGCUGACUAUGGUGAAACGAAAUAAUCAGACAAUCUUUGAGCAAACAAUUAAUGAUCUGACUUUUGAUGGUAGUUUUGUUAAAGAAGAGAAUUCAGAUCAGAUAGAAUCUAUAGAAACUCCCUCAUCAGGGAUUUCUAUCAGCAAAACUCCUAUAAUGAAAAUGAUGAAAAAUAAAGUAGAGAAUAAACGGAUUGCAGUUUUCCAUAACUCUGAAGACAUUCCAGAAGAAAAAGAGAAUGAAACUAAAUCAGGUCAUGAAGAAGUAGUUAAAAAUCCAACUUCAUCAGCAUCUGAGUCUAAUACAAGUACUUCUGUUGUAAAUAGUAUACAUCCAAAUACUACAAACACUGUAGUUACCCCAGCAACAGUUCUUCAACCUGGGUUAGCACAGGUGAUAACAGCAGCUGUAUCGGCUCAACAGAAUUCUAACUUGAUUCCUAAAGUUUUAAUCCCUCUUAACAGCAUUCCUACCUAUAAUGCUGCUUUGGACAACAAUCCCCUUUUGCUCAACACCUAUAAUAAAUUCCCUUAUCCAACAAUGUCUGAAAUUACAGUUCUAUCUGCUCAAGCAAAAUAUACAGAGGAACAGAUCAAGAUAUGGUUUUCAGCCCAACGCCUAAAACAUGGUGUUAGUUGGACUCCAGAAGAAGUAGAGGAAGCAAGGAGAAAACAAUUCAAUGGCACAGUACAUACUGUACCACAAACCAUAACAGUGAUUCCUACACAUAUUUCAGCAGCUAGUAAUGGUUUACCUUCCAUUUUACAGACAUGCCAAAUAGUUGGCCAGCCAGGUCUAGUCCUUACACAAGUAGCUGGCACUAAUCAAUUGCCAGUAACGACACCUAUAGCUUUGACAGUUGCAGGGGUUCCAAAUCAGACUCAUAUGCAGAAAAGUCAGGUGCACAGUGCUCAGCCUACUGCAGAAACAAAGCCAGUAGCUGCAACUCCAGCUCCAGCCCCAGCCCCAGCCCCAGCCCCAGCCCCAGCCCCAGCUCCAGCUCCAGCUCCAGCUCCAGCUCCAACGCCAGCCCCAGCCCCAGCUCCAACCCCAGCUCCAACCCCAGCUCCAGCUUCUCAGUUAAUAAAGCACGAAACUGCAUUAGUGAAUCCCGAUUCAUUUGGUAUCCGGGCAAAAAAGACAAAAGAACAGCUGGCAGAAUUAAAAGUUAGCUACCUUAAAAAUCAAUUUCCUCAUGACUCUGAGGUGAUCCGGCUUAUGAAAAUAACUGGCUUGACUAAAGGUGAGAUCAAAAAAUGGUUUAGUGACACAAGAUAUAACCAGAGAAAUUCUAAGAGUAAUCAGUGUAUCCAUCUCAACAGUGAAGCUUGUACCCCUAUUGUUAUAGACUCUAGUGAUGAGACUGCAGAAUCCCCAACUAUUGUCACUCCACAGCCUAAGCAGCCAGGGAAUUCUUUCCCUGAUUUUACUCCGCAAAAAUUUAAAGAGAAAACUUCAGAGCAGCUGCGUGUCCUCCAAGCAAGUUUCCUCACUAAUCCUAUACUUACUGAUGAAGAGUUAAACAGGUUAAGAGCACAAACCAAACUUACUAGAAGAGAAAUUGAUGUCUGGUUUACAGAGAGAAAGAAAUCCAAAACUUCAAAGGAAGAGAAAACAGAAAUAGAUGAAAGCAAUGCAGGCAGUUCCAAAGAAGAACCUGGAGAAGCUUCUCCUCAAGAAGAAUCUGGAGCAUCUAAGUUAGUGACCACCACAAAUAAAGUGUGUAAAAAGUCACCAGAGCAGUUGCACAUACUUAAAAGUGCAUUUGUUCGGACACAAUGGCCAUCACCAGAAGAAUAUGACAAGCUGGCUGAGGAAAGUGGGCUUGCUAGGACAGAUAUUGUUAGUUGGUUUGGAGAUACACGAUAUGCUUGGAAAAAUGGUAAUUUAAAAUGGUACUAUUACUAUCAGAGUGCCAGUUCAAAUAGUAUGAAUGGACAGGCUUCCUUUAGGAGAAGAGGAAGAGGAAGACCAAAGGGGAGGGGAAGGGGAAGACCCCGUGGGCGGCCUAGAGGAAGCAAAAGACUAAACAACUGGGACCGUAUACCAUCACUCAUAAAAUUUAAAACUGGAACUGCAAUACUUAAGGAUUAUUACAUGAAGCACAAAUUUCUUAAUGAGCAAGACCUUGAUGAACUUGUUGCCAAAUCACAUAUGGGUUAUGAGCAGGUCAGAGAGUGGUUUGCAGAAAGACAAAGAAGAUCUGAGUUAGGAAUAGAGCUAUUUGAGGAGAAUGAAGAUGAUGAUGAGAUAAUAGAUGAUCAGGAAGAGGAUGAUGAAGAAACAGAUGAUAGUGAUACCUGGGAACCCCCACGACAUGUUAAGCGGAAACUCUCUAAGUCAGAUGAUUAAAAAAUUGGAACCACCACAUGUGAACCCCAGCAUCUCAGUUCCUGAUAUACUGUAUUAGGAAGUGAAAUUGUACUAAAGACGAUGAAGACAAGAAGAACAAUAGGACCAGACCAAGUACAUAUAGAAGAGAUCUUUGCUAAAAACAAUUCAGUUUUAAAGCUUAAGAAACAAGUUUUCAAGAUCUAUGAAUGAAGAGAAGACAGUGAAUGGAAAAAAUUAUGGAUAGUAUUGUUAUUCCACUACAGCCGCCCCCCCCCCCAAAGGCAUUUGAGAGAGAACAUACAUUUAGACCAUUUUCAUACGUCUUUAUGAGAAUGGUCUAAAUGUAUUUUAUGGAAUCUUUGAUAAAAAUAUAAAAAGAAAUGGAUAGUGUUUUUUUGCAGAUCAUAUUUUUAGUCACAGCUGACUGAAAGAUGCAGAGAAUGCAAUGAUCUUGCCAUAUUUAUUUGUUGAUUAUAAAAAUCCUGAGAUAAAAUGAAAUUCAAUCCUAAAGCCUUUUCUCUAACAAGAUAUAUCAUGCAUAUGUUAAGAUCAUAAAAAUUCCCUGAUAAAUGUAGCCACAAAGAUGAUUUUGAUCAAUAGUCCUACUACAGUUAUGCAUAUCAAGUACAGCAUAAGCAGGAAAACAUAUUCUGGCCAAAACUUAUAUGGAGAAUAUGAUGUAGAGGCUUUGGAUAAGAUAGAUAUCUUGCAGAUGAUACUAUGCUGAGUACAUCAGGCCCCACAAUUCUCAAGCAGAAAUGUCAAAUACAUAGCCCUUCUGAGCCCCACAUGGCUCAUAUUCCUGAUUGGUUUCAAGUUCUAAAACUUGACUAAACCAGACUAAAAUGUAAUUGGUAAUUAUUUAACAAAAUAAAUGAUACAAUAAAACAUAGAUAAAAUAUGAAUAUGUGAUUUUCUAAUUCACAUGUUGACCUCAGUGAACCUUAUGUAUGGUUUACUUGUUUCCUUUUCUAUUUGAGUUUGAUACCAUGCAUGAUGCUCUUGAGCUGCCUCACAAAAAUCCAUGACCAUUCAAAAAAGAGAAAUUUAACAGUUCACACAGGAAAAGACAAAUAGAAAAUUUGUCUAGAGAGUGGCACGCAGUUGAAUGGCAGCCCAUUGUUUGUGUCCAUUAAUACAUAGGUACUAUAGAUGAGUCAAAAUUUGGGACCAGAAUUGAAUAAGGAGGGAAAAGUAGACUAGAUUGAGUUUGGGAAAUUGCAUAGUAUUUUCAAUCAUCUUAAAAUACUGCUUAGAAGAAAACAUUUAAAAAAAUUGAUAUUCUUCCAGUUUUACCCUACAGUUGUGAAUGGCAAACAACACAGUGGUUUCUGAAAAGCUGACAUUACAGUUGAACUGAAGGACAACAAAAGGAAAGGAGAAGGUAGGGAGAGUGGUGGGAAUAGAGAGUAACAUAUUUGCAACAAUAAUUAAACAUACAAGAUACAGUGUAAAAAAUAUUUCCAUAUUCCUCUUGAUUUCAUCAGUGUACAUUCCAACUGUGCAGAAUGUUUUCAGCCAUUUUAAUCCUAAGCAUCUCUUCCCUUAUAAAUCCUGUCCAGUGAGUCCACUCAUUGUACUAGGAGCCAUCCUCUAGAUAGCUUGACAUUGUAUGGGUAAUAAGGAACAAGGAAGGCUAUCUUGCUAUAUCCUUCACUUUUAUUACAUGCCCAACCCACUUCUUUUUCGAGACAUACAUUUCUCUGAUUAGCACAGUUCUUUAUUGUUGAAUAUGCUAUAGUCUGUUUACAUCUGUAAUACAUUUUGCAUUGUUCUUUGGGUGACUUGCAACCAAUUUUUCAGAGACUUGCAUGACAAACAGUGUCACUGGAGGAAUAAUGAUGUUAAAAAAGAUGAAGAUUUAGAAAGAAGCUUGGGAUUAUUUAAAACACUAGUUUCCCAAAGCCAAUUUAGUAGGAAAUUUAACCAUUCAUACUCAGAUCCCCAGUUCAUUAUUCAUCUACAAUGUCUAUCAAACACAUGUGAUGAUAUAGUAUGUAUAUUAUAUGUGAUAUAUAAUAUGUAACAUUGUUUAUGCAUAUAACAUAGAUAAAUGGACCAGCUUUUUAUGAUCACCAUCCAAUCACAUAUAAUAAUUUGUAUUUAUCUACUUGGAUUUUCCUGUGUGGAAAGUUUGUUUGAAUUUUCAAAAAUCAUAAUCCAUUUAGGAAACUUUACAGUAUUAUUGGGGUUCAUGAAAACAAUGCAAUGUCAUUGACAAGUCUGAAGACCCUCCUCUACAGGGUAUUUUCCAUUUGGCCACCAUGCUGGAAACCUACAAGACAAUGUUAAACAUUUUUGGUAAGCAAGUUUCCUUGUUUUAUGCUUCAUUGAUAUUAGUAAUAAUAUGACCAUUGAGCACAAUUAUCUGUUAGAUCUUUAAGGACUAUUGUAUGAUUUUACUAUAUUCUGGUGAACUGAUUGAUUCAAUUAUCUCUAUGAAGAUGGUUCUCAAAUCUUAAUUUUUUAAGAAAAAAUUUCUCAUUCUACUUAUCCACACCUCAUCUUUUUCCUGAAUUCUGGUCCUAUUACCAGCUGCCUUCUGGACAUUUCAUAGACUCUUCAAACCCAGCAUGUUCAAAACAGAAGUCAUUAUCUUUGCAAUUUCUGUCCCUCUUUAAAAAAUCCCACCCCUCUUCCUAAAUCCCUUAUUUCUGUUAAUGAUACCACUAUCCUGUCAUCUGUGUUUGAGAUCUUGGAGUUAUCCAAAAUUCUCCUGCAUUUCCCAUAUUCAGUUACUUGCCAACUCCUAUCAUCCUCCAUAGUAUCUCAUAUUCAGCUCUCUCCUCAUAUAGGCACAAUCCUAGUUCAUCCCCACCACCUUUUGAAAAAAAGAUACCUAAUUGAUCUUGUCUCAAUCUUCCUUUCUCUCCAAUCCAUCUUUCACACAGGUGCCAAAUUGAUGCUCUCAAAAGUGUAGUUCUAACCAUGUAAUUCUCCUGCUUAAGAAGCUACAAGAAUUCUCUAUUGCUUCCAAGAUAAAAUCUCUAUUUCCUCUCUUUUGCAUGUAAAGGUCUUCAUAAUCUCACUCCAACCUAUCUUUUUUUUUACUUAAUUCAUAUUAUUACCCUUUGUGGCCUCUAUAUUUCAGCCAAACUGCUUUUUAUUUGCAACAUUUCCCAUCUUUAUCUAGAAUGCCCUUAUUCUUAGCUUUGCUUCGUGGAAUCUCUACCUUCUUUAAGGCUCAGUUCAAGCACUAUUUCUUAAUGGACCUUUCUUUAAUAUCUGUCCUCUUGAAAAUGGUUUAUUUAGUAUAUGUUUGUAUUUGCCUAUUUGUAUAUGUGUUGUUUUCCUUAUCUUAGAUCAUAAUCUCCUUGAAAGCAGGAACCUUCCUUUUUAUCUUUGUAUCCCCUUUGCCUAGCAAUGUUCCAAAAACAGAAUUGGUCCUUAAUAACUGUUUGUCAAAUUGGAUUGAUUUAAGAAAAGCCUUUACAGCAGCAUUUUUUUUUUACAAAAGCAUAUGUUUGGAUUUUUUUACAUACAUAUGACAAUAAAUGCAAUGAGAUCUUUUUUUCCUUUGCCUUUCAUUGAAUUACUUGACUAAAAACGUGAUCUAAACAUCCUUUGUGAGAGUUUCCCUUCUCAUACCUUCAUCUAAGAUACUCUUGAUACAUUAAUUCUGCUCAUAAGGAUUUUUUUAUAGAGGUGGGAAGAGUUGGUUGCCUUUUUUCAGUACUAAUAAUAUCUAGUUUUUCCCAAGCAUUUUUUAGGCUUGUUUUCAGAUAUCUUGAGAAUCAAUUCCUAAACACCUUCAAAAUUAUACUAUUCCCAGUCUAAAAUCAGAAACUACAUAAUAUUAGAAUUUAAAUGUUGCGACCUUACCCUCAUCAAUGGAGGAAACAAUUUGUCACAGAAAUCUUGAUAAAUUGUUUCCAUUUCUAAGCUAUUCGUUAUCCUUCCAGAGUCAUCUCUGGCUUAAUUUGGUCUGUUGAUGACUUCUGUAAACAUUUUCAAAGCUUCUUUUUUUAUGUGUGUGUAAUUAGGAUUUGCUCCCCAGGACUCUAAAUCUCAACUUCCCGUGUUCCUUCUCACAUUAUGUACUAACAUAGGGGAGAUAUAAGUUUUAUGUAGCUCCGCCUUCACACACUCUUUUCCCCUGAUUGCAGCUGGGAAAGGGGAUUUUGCUCAGGUUUUUACUUUUGUCCUUUCAUUUCUUUUACUUCAAGUAAUCACUAAUAAAUCUUAUAAAACAUAAUACUUGGAGUUAUUGGAUAUUAAUCUUAAUCUUACAUGUGACAAUACCAUCCAUAAUCUUCCACUAGCCUAUUUUAUAAGAUUUUAAAGAUGAGUUUGUAUUUUCAUAGAUAUUCCCCUGUUCUGCUAUGUGCUUAGCAAAGAGAUCAAGUGUUUGCUGCCUGAGGUCAUUUCUACACUUUCUUGUUCUUCUAGUGAUGACUGGUUUAUUUUGACUAAACUUAAUGAUAAUCUAUAUCAAUGUCUAUUAAUUUAUUUGUCAUUUGGGGCAUUGAGUUUAGUUGGUAAGGUUGGAAUUGCCUAAAUUGUCAACAAUUUUUAUCUGCUUUUUAAUCUGCUAACAAUUUUUGUCUUUUCUUUAGUAAGAUGAUAGUAUGGCUGUACAUAGUUGAUUAGGAAAUGAUUUCCACAUUGGUUACUAGCCAUUUCCUGUCAUAAUGUAGUCAGUUUAACUGUUGUAUGAUGUUAUUUGGUGUUUGCUGGCUCACUUUUUUAGAAGUAUUUAUGCAUUGAGUUUUGACAAAAAAGUUAUUUCAUAAACAUUAACCCAAAAUAUCCCUUACAUCCCUGAGAAAAACUUGGUAAUAGAAAGGAAAGAUAUGUCUUUUAAUUUAUAUAGUGUGUAAUACUAAUAUUGCUUGACAUUUGACCAGAACUAUUCUGCCUUGCCAUGUUACAUUGUGGUAGUCUUGCAUAUAUUCUUUUGGUUUUGUUUUUCUUGCUCUAAAUCACUUCUAAUUCUUAUAGAAAUUUUUGAUGAUAUAUAGAUACAAGUCUUCUGUAUAGUCUACAUAUCUUUAGGCUCUUGUAUUUCUUACUUUUGGAUCAUGUUUUCCAACAUACUUUUUCUGCCUUCAACUCUGCCUGUUGCAUUGAAAUCACAAAGUUAUUUUGGAAGGUCUUAUCAAGUUCUUUAUAGAAUUUCUCUAUCUCCUCAUCCUUUUACAACACAUGAUGGGGCAAAAGCUUCAAUUAUUUUCAUGGCAGUCUUUUGGCUAGUCCUUAUCUUAAGCACUACAAUGUAAAAUGACCAAAUAUUCCAUGAAAUCCUGUUUUGUAUUGCCUCUCCAUGUAGGAUAAAAACAGUUCCCUGAUUUGUCUUGCUAAGGAGAACCUAUGAGCUAUUCUUCUGUUUAGUUCACAGCUUCUUUUUGUCUUCUCAUUUCAUUUAUAAUGAGACUGUCACUAUUGAUGUGGUUACAUUUUUCUAUUAGGAUAUCUCAUCAGUUGUUUUGUCCAUUUAAUUUAGACAAAGCUCUUAUAUUUAAAUUACCCACAAUUAGUGUUUAUAGGCAGUCUAAAAACUGAUUCCUAAUCUUUCUUUUUUUAUUGCUUCUUUGCCAUGGCCAUUAAAGAAUCAAAAAAAGGAC
Monodelphis domestica (gray short-tailed opossum) is the source of this 9106-nucleotide messenger RNA. RefSeq names its product zinc fingers and homeoboxes 1 (gene ZHX1). Gene Ontology annotation, cellular component: nucleus. NCBI's taxonomy places the organism in Eukaryota, Metazoa, Chordata, Mammalia, Didelphimorphia, Didelphidae. The record is from RefSeq and is a predicted model, not a curated record. Gene Ontology annotation, molecular function: DNA binding; DNA-binding transcription factor activity, RNA polymerase II-specific. Gene Ontology annotation, biological process: regulation of transcription by RNA polymerase II.